Talaromyces amestolkiae is the source of this 1089-nucleotide messenger RNA. RefSeq lists its product as uncharacterized. Gene Ontology annotation, biological process: pyridoxal 5'-phosphate salvage. The record is from RefSeq and is a predicted model, not a curated record. Gene Ontology annotation, molecular function: pyridoxal kinase activity. NCBI's taxonomy places the organism in Eukaryota, Fungi, Ascomycota, Eurotiomycetes, Eurotiales, Trichocomaceae. The transcript has 6 exons. Gene Ontology annotation, cellular component: cytosol. The coding region runs from base 1 to 1089 and encodes 362 amino acids.
AUGGCAUCCGCCCAGGAGGAGAAUCCGGUUCCAGAGACCAAAGUACUUGCAGUAGCCAGUCAUGUGUCCUACGGAUUUGUGGGAAAUACAAUGGCCACAUUCGUCAUGCAGUCCCUGGGCUGCGAAGUAGCGGGCAUUAAUACAGUGCAUUACAGUAACCAUACCGGAUAUCGUCAAGUAAAAGGAACAAAAACUACUGCAGAGGAGGUCCGCACACUCUACGAUGGAUUGACUCAGAGCUAUCUCACUGAUUUCGAUGUACUGCUCUCCGGCUACGCUCCGACUGCAGCAGUUGUCGAGGCAGUGGGUGAUAUUGCUCAAGAUUUGAAACGCAGAGCAGAAGGAAAGCCCGGGUCCUUUUUCUGGAUUCUUGAUCCCGUUAUGGGUGAUCUGGGCCGCUUGUACGUGGCGGAGGAUGUUGUCCCAGCAUAUAAGAAGGCUAUACAUCAUGCUGAUCUGAUAUUACCAAACCAGUUCGAAACCGAAAUAUUAUCUGGAAUCAAGAUAUCCAACACCACCGAUCUUGCCAACGCCAUAACCUCAAUUCACAAGACAUAUGGUGUUCCUCACAUUAUCGUCACAUCAGUACAGCUCUCAAGUCUGGGAUCAUCAACACCAUCAGGUUUAAUGACCGUCAUUGGCUCCACGGUUCGCUCGGACGGUUCUCCGCGACUAUUCCGUGUGGACAUUCCAGCUCUUGAAUGUAAUUUCAACGGCACAGGCGACAUGUUUGCCGCUUUGACAGUGGCACGUCUCCGCGAAGCAGUCUACGCCACUGGGCCAACCCUCAGAAAUACAAAGUCCUGGGUAUCACCGGACGAUGUAUCCCCAACAGAGCUACCCCUGGCGAAAUCUACUGAAAAAGUGCUUUCUAGCAUGCACGCAAUUUUAUUAAAGACCAUGGAAGCUCGAGAAGUAGAGCUUGCUGCAACGGCCAACACAAUUGAUCCCACUGGUCUGACAGAGGAGCAAUUUCAAGUCCGAGAGCAUCUGCGGCGAACAAAGGCCGCGGAGGUGAGGGUGAUUCGGCAUGCGGAUUACCUGCGCAAUCCGACAAGCAUGUUCAAGGCGCAAGCAUGGGCGGAAUAG